GACGGGGACCGUGCGUGGGUGGGCUCCCCGCGGGCCCCGCGCUGUUCGUGGCCCUGCGCAGGCCGGGCCCGAGUUCUCGUUUGCGGUCCGCGUCCGGUCCCCAGCCCCUGCCUGUGGAGCUCUUACUUCUCUGAAUCCCCACGGCUGUUGGCGAGAAGCCGGCCUUCGGGGAGACCGGGGCCCUGUGCACCAUGAGCUUCGUAGAGUACGAAGAGCUGAUCAAAGAGGGUGACACGGCCAUCCUGUCGCUGGGCCAUGGCGCAAUGGUGGCCGUGCGUGUGCAGCGGGGGGCGCAGACGCAAACCCGGCAUGGCGUCCUGCGGCACUCGGCCGACCUCAUCGGCCGCCCCUUCGGCUCCAAGGUGACCUGCGGCCGAGGCGGCUGGGUGUAUGUGCUGCACCCCACGCCCGAGCUCUGGACGCUGAACCUGCCGCACCGCACACAGAUCCUCUACUCCACCGACAUCGCGCUGCUCACCAUGAUGCUGGAGCUGCGACCCGGCUCUGUGGUCUGUGAAUCCGGCACUGGCAGCGGCUCCGUGUCCCAUGCCAUCAUCCGCACCAUCGCGCCCACGGGCCACCUGCACACGGUGGAAUUCCACCAGCAGCGGGCGGAGAAGGCGCAGGAGGAGUUCCGGGAGCAUGGCCUCGGCCGCUGGGUGACCGUGCGCAACCAGGACGUGUGCCACAGUGGCUUCGGCGUGAGCCAUGCCGCCGAUGCCGUCUUCCUGGACAUCCCGUCACCCUGGGAGGCCGUGGGCCACGCCUGGGAUGCCCUCAAGGCUGAAGGUGGGCGCCUCUGUUCCUUCUCGCCGUGCAUCGAGCAGGUACAGCGCACGUGCCAGGCACUGGCGGCACGCGGCUUCGUGGAGCUGAGCACCAUGGAGGUGCUGCCACAGGUCUACAACGUGCGCACCGUCAGCCUACCGCUGCCUGACCUGGGCGCCGGCCCCACCGAGGCCAGCCCCUUCCGCAGUGGCACACCAAUGAAGGAGGCCGUGGGCCACACCGGCUACCUAACCUUCGCCACCAAGACGCCAGGCUAGCAGGCAGCCUGUCAGGGACACCAUUGCCAGGAGGACCACGGAACCGGGGGGCACCAGCAAAGCUGGGGAUGCCAGGAGCAUGGCGGGACCAAGGGUGUUGGGAGCCAGGGGACACUGGGGGCACCUUGGAACUGGGGGUACUGGGAGCCAGGAGGACCCUGAUCUGAGGCUGGGCAGUGCUGCUCCACCACAGACUGCCUUAUAUGGCCAGCGGGUGCCUGCCUGGCCUCUGUUUAGAAAGGAUAAGUGGGCGGGGCUUAGGCCUCCUGGGUGGCUGAAACGGAGGAGGAGCAACUUUGAGGGAUCAGCCCCAGCCUGCCUGCCUACUGGGGGGAGCUUGGCCUCUGGGGAUCCCAGCCUACAGCAUGGCCUGCUUGUCCCGACUCAGCAUCCCAUCCUCCUGGCUGACUUGUUCGAGACAGUCUCCACCGCCACAGGCCCCCAGCGUCAGGGACACCCAGGGUCUGACCCUUUCCCUGAUGGCCCCAGCAGCUGAGAGGGAGAGGGAGCGAGGUCUCGGGAGGGGGUGGGGGGGGCACCGUGCCCGAGUUCCCCACUGUGUGGGACCAGCUCUUACUAAUGUCUGCAGGGGACAGCCCCUGCCCUGCCUCUGUCUCUUUUUACCCACCCCUGGCAGGCACCUCCUGUGGGCCUGGGUGGUGUGAAUGUGUGCAUACCCCACUGUGGGGGAGGAGGCCCAUGGAGGGGGGACUCCAGGGUCCCCUUUGAGGCCCUGUAUUACCCAGGGUGUGAACCCUGGCAUGUCCGAUUCCAGCGUUAGUGGGUCUCCCCUGCCCCUCACAGGGACCUGGGGUGACACCCUCCCACCUCUUCUGCCCCCCCCAACAGAAAUGCAAGGUGGGGGAGGAGCAAGCCUUUGCCAGGAGGGCAUGAACUUCGUGGUGGGACACUAGGGGGAGGGGAGGGUGAGCCUCAGUUCCCUGUGUGGAUUCCCUUCUCUGCCUAGUGGCAGUAAACUCUGGUCCUCA
This is a messenger RNA of Loxodonta africana (African savanna elephant), 2035 nucleotides long. It is a transcript of the gene TRMT61A, whose product is annotated as tRNA methyltransferase 61A. Bases 192 to 1046 code for a protein of 284 amino acids. NCBI's taxonomy places the organism in Eukaryota, Metazoa, Chordata, Mammalia, Proboscidea, Elephantidae. Gene Ontology annotation, cellular component: nucleus; tRNA (m1A) methyltransferase complex. Gene Ontology annotation, molecular function: tRNA (adenine(58)-N1)-methyltransferase activity. Gene Ontology annotation, biological process: tRNA methylation. The record is from RefSeq and is a predicted model, not a curated record. The transcript has 4 exons.